CUCACCGGCCAGAGACAGGUUGGACUCAACAUCAGCUGCAGAGGACUGUGUAUUGCAAUAGACCAUUUGCAGCGAUGCUGAGCGUCUUCGUGGUUGUUACGCUCUGCAUCAGUCGCGUGUCCGCCUCGGAGACUAAAGUCUCACAAAAUGCCCUCAGUCCCAGUGAGAGCUAUCUCAUGUCGGUGUGGCACAACAGGCUGUACUUGUAUUCAGCCGCCGCGCUGGUCUUUGGGAUCUGGUUCUCAGUGAAGGUGGCUCUGAAGAAGAACAAGUUCUUCAAAGACUCCAAAGCUCAGAAGAGUAGCGACCACUCUGACAGAGACGCUGUGGCUGCUCACGUGUCUGGAGUAAAAAUCUUCUAUGGCUCACAAACCGGAACAGCCAAGGGCUUUGCAGAAGAACUGUCGGAGGAGGUGAAGACGUUGGGGGUGCCGGCAAAGGUGAUUGACAUCAGAGACUACGAUCCAGACGAUCAGCUUGCCGAUGAGUGCACCAACAAGUCAGUCUGCGUGUUUCUCGUGGCGACCUACACUGACGGACAGCCCACAGAGAACGCCGAGUGGUUCUGCAAGUGGUUGGAGGAGGCGUCGACCGACUUCAGAUACGGGAAGACCUACCUCAAAGGCCUCCCUUACGCGGUGUUUGGUCUUGGCAACUCGGUCUAUGUCGGCCACUAUAAUACGGUGGGUACCAACGUGGACAAGUGGCUCUGGAUGCUGAGCGCUGUGCGAAUUAUGACCAGGGGAGAGGGCGACUGUGACGUGGUGAAGAGCCGGCAUGGCAGCAUUCAGGCCGACUUCCUGGCCUGGAAGGUCAAGUUCCUGAUCCGCCUCCAGGCGCUAGUCAAGGGUGAGAAGAAGAGCUACAGCGGGAAUUGUAAGACCAAAGGCUCCUGUAAGAACCCGAAGAAAGAUGGACAGGAGGAGGAAGAGGAGACGACAGCUUUGCAGAACAGCUCUGAGGAUGAGCUGGUGGAGUCCAGCAGUGAUGAGGAAGAGUCUGGCCUGCAAGAUGAGGAGAAGUCCGGUUCAGUGGUUGACAUGGAGGAUCUGGGCAACAUCAUGAGCAGUGCCAAGAGAGCAAAGAGCAAAGAGGAGGCUGGAGCAGACCAGAUGGUGAAGAUAUCCAAGGUGAAUGCAGUGAGGAAGAUUGACAACGAGGGGGAAAGAAGGGAGAUGAUCACCCCGGCCCUGAGGAAGGCACUGACCAAACAAGGCUACAAACUCAUUGGAAGUCACUCGGGAGUGAAGCUUUGUCGAUGGACUAAGUCCAUGUUGCGGGGGAGGGGGGGCUGUUACAAGCACACGUUCUAUGGCAUUGAGUCCCACCGCUGCAUGGAGACCACCCCCAGCCUUGCCUGUGCCAACAAGUGUGUCUUCUGCUGGAGACAUCACACCAACCCUGUGGGCACAGAGUGGCGCUGGAAAAUGGACCCCGCAGAGAAGAUCCUGCACGAGGCCAUGGAGAAGCACCAGGGCAUGAUUCGACAGUUCAGAGGUGUCCCUGGAGUACAACCCGAACGGUAUGAGGAGGGCCUGGCUGUCAAGCACUGUGCCCUCUCCCUGGUGGGUGAACCCAUCAUGUACCCUGAAAUCAACGCCUUCAUCUGUCUCCUCCACUCCCACCGCAUCUCCAGCUUCCUGGUCACCAACGCACAGUUCCCUCAGGAAAUCAGGAACCUGGUUCCAGUUACCCAGUUGUAUGUCAGUGUGGACGCCAGCACCAGAGACAGCCUGAAGAAGAUUGACCGACCGCUCUUCAAGGACUUCUGGCCCCGCUUCCUGGACAGCCUAAGGGCCCUGGGAGAGAAGAGACAGAGGACGGUGUACAGACUGACGCUGGUGAAGGCCUGGAACGUGGAGGAGAUGCUGUCCUACUCGGAACUCAUUGCUUUGGGCCAGCCGGACUUCAUUGAGGUCAAGGGAGUGACGUACUGCGGCGAAAGCGCCGCCAGCACCCUGACCAUGGCGAACGUCCCCUGGCACCAGGAAGUGGUCGCCUUCGUCCAGCAGCUGGCCGACAUGCUGCCUCAGUACGAGAUCGCCUGCGAACACGAGCACUCCAACUGUUUGCUCAUUGCGCACACCAAGUUCAAGGUGGAUGGUGAGUGGUGGACGUGGAUCGACUACGAGCGCUUCCAGGACCUGGUCCAGGUUCAAGGGGAGAGUGGGGGCCAGCGGGGCUUCUCGGCCCUGGACUACAUGGCCAAGACCCCCAGCUGGGCUCUGUUCGGAGCCAACGAGCAAGGCUUCGACCCCACCGACACGCGCUUCCAGCGGCGCAACAAGACCAAAGACAUUUCAGGAUGCUGAUGGAUGUGAGAGGGAGGGAGGCCGGGGGAAUAGAACCAGGACAUUUACAUUUUAAAAGUAGGGUUCGAUUUUUAUCCUGCUCGAGUUUCCUGUCACCGACAGCUUUUUUAAUUUUUAGAAUUUUCUUUACUGUCCUCAGCUGCCCUCAUUCUCACUCAAAUUCUUUGUCCUUCUUUUCAUUUUAUUGGCUUGACCUAUAGAUGCUUGAUCAGCCAAAAACGGGCUGAAUCUGUUAGUCAUUUUCUAGACAUUCCCCCUUCACGUUCACUUUAAGUGCUUCUCUUACUUCCUAUAUGAACAUAUACUCCCCUCUUUCUUUCUUUCUUUGUUUCUUUUUUUGAAGUGGGUCAUUAUUAUAAAUGUCCUUUGAUCCGUAGAACCAUCUGGCAGCUCUUGGGAGGGUUUACACGGUCACCGUUGAACCUGGGAGUGGUUUUCAUCAUCAUCAUCAUCAUCAUUUCUGACUCUUCUUCUUCUUAAUAAUCAAGUUUGGAGUUGGGCAGCUGACGCGAUGAGCAUAUAAGGAGUAGCUGGUCUCCACACGUCGUCUCGUUGGGACUGGUUGUGUUCACUCGGUCGCUGAGAGAAAAGGCUUCACGGCUUCUCAUCGCUCUCUUUGUGCUAUUUUUAUUUAUCUUUUCAUGCACUGCUGCACAUUCCCAGACAUAAUGUGCAGUCAGUCUGGUUUGCUGUAGAAAAGUAGACAAUGUUUAAAAAAAAUAAAGAAAAUCAUAAUAUAGCUUUUUGAAUAACUUGAUAUAAAAAAUAUGAGAACAUAUUGGAUACAACUGUUUCUGGUUUUGCAGUAUUUGAGAGAAACUACCAGUGGAUGACAGAGUAAAACAAGCGUCAUCUAAUAUAAUAAAGAGCCACUAAAAGGGAUCAUAUUUUAUCAGUUUUGUAUUGCAGUUUGAGAGAAUAUUUUCAACAUUCAUCCUGAAGAUGACCAUAUUCUCAGGUAAUGUUAGGUCUAUAUCAUCUCAAUACGUCUCCCAGCUCUUGGGCACAAAGAUGAAUAAAUGCACUGCAUAUUUGAAACAAUUCAUCCCAUCUACCAAAUGUCUGCAGUCCAGGAUCCGGUAUGAAGAAAAGCAUUGUGGGUGGAGAUGUAGCUUCAUCAUGCAUGCCAGAAUAAAGCCUUGACUGAUAUUUGUCUAAAUCCAGAUGUUAAUCGUUUAAUUUCUUUUUUUACUUGACUGUACAUUCAGAUGGGAACGUUUACGUUCGAUUUGAGUCUAAAUCCAGAUGUGAAUGUUCGAGUCCAUUUUUAUUGGUUUCUGCUCCCUGUUGGGAGAAACAGCAGGUGUGGGAAUACAUCGCCAUAAUAAAAGGAUGUGGAUUAAUCUGC
Molecule: messenger RNA, 3660 nt
Organism: Cyclopterus lumpus (lumpfish)
Lineage: Eukaryota; Metazoa; Chordata; Actinopteri; Perciformes; Cyclopteridae
Gene: tyw1
Product: tRNA-yW synthesizing protein 1 homolog (S. cerevisiae)
Exons: 16
Coding region: 75-2312 (745 amino acids)
Biological process (GO): wybutosine biosynthetic process
Molecular function (GO): FMN binding; 4 iron, 4 sulfur cluster binding; catalytic activity
Source: RefSeq, a predicted model, not a curated record